This is a messenger RNA of Echinops telfairi (small Madagascar hedgehog), 2684 nucleotides long. RefSeq names its product aldehyde dehydrogenase 1 family member L2 (gene ALDH1L2). The transcript is spliced from 20 exons. The record is from RefSeq and is a predicted model, not a curated record. Gene Ontology annotation, molecular function: aldehyde dehydrogenase (NAD+) activity; formyltetrahydrofolate dehydrogenase activity. Lineage: Eukaryota; Metazoa; Chordata; Mammalia; Afrosoricida; Tenrecidae. Bases 1 to 2352 code for a protein of 783 amino acids. Gene Ontology annotation, biological process: biosynthetic process.
AUGCUGCGACGGGGCCACCAGGCGCUGCGGCGCUUCUCCACCGGCCGGGUUUAUCUCAAAAACAAGCUGAAGUUGGCACUUAUUGGCCAGAGCCUCUUUGGGCAAGAAGUCUACAGCCGGCUCCGGAAAGAGGGCCAUCGAGUAGUGGGAGUGUUCACCGUUCCAGACAGGGAUGGAAAAGCUGACCCACUGGCUCUGGCUGCAGACAAAGACGGAACCCCUGUGUUCAAGUUCCCCAGAUGGAGAGUCAAGGGCAAGACCAUACAGGAGGUGGCGGAGGCCUACAGGUCUGUGGGCGCCGAGCUCAACGUGCUCCCCUUCUGCUCCCAGUUCAUCCCCAUGGAGGUCAUUGACGGCCCGAAGCACGGCUCCAUCAUCUAUCACCCGUCCGUCCUGCCCAGGCACCGAGGGGCCUCUGCUAUCAACUGGACCCUAAUCAUGGGCGAUAAGCAAGCUGGGUUUUCUAUUUUCUGGGCCGAUGACGGUUUAGACACAGGGCCCAUCCUUCUUCAGCGGUCAUGUGAUGUGGAGCCCAAUGACACCGUGGACACCCUUUAUAACCGGUUUCUCUUCCCCGAGGGAAUCAAGGCCAUGGUAGAAGCGGUCCAACUCAUAGCUGACGGCAAAGCGCCUCGGGUCCCCCAGCCCAAAGAAGGGGCAACGUACGAAGGUAUCCAGAAAAAGGAAAACGCUGAGAUUUUGUGGGAUCAGCCCGCCGAAGUUUUACAUAACUGGAUCCGAGGUCACGAUAAGGUCCCUGGAGCCUGGGCAGAGAUCAACGGACAGCUGAUGGUGAGAAACCUCCAGUUUGAAGAUGGGAAAAUGAGCCCCGCCUCUCAGUACUUCUCAGCGGGAGAGAAGGCGGUGGUGGAACUUACAGCCGAAGAAAUGAAGGUGGCGGAGACCAUCAAGGCCAUCUGGGCUGGAAUCCUGAGCAACAUCCCUGUUUUGGCAAAUGCUACUAACACAAUUACCCCAAACUCUUUGCUUACUUUAAGGUUGGUUGAAGAGAUCAGACAGAAGUGUGACGGGCUUCAGUUACAGAACGAGGAUGUCUACAUGGCCACCACGUUUGAGGACUUCAUCCAGAAGGCCGUGAGGAAGCUGAGGGGGGAAGACCAAGAGGAGGAGCUGGUAGUGGAUUAUGUGUCAAAGGAGGUCAAUGCAAUGACAGUCAACAUGCCGUACCAGUGUUUCAUAAACGGAUGCUUCACGGAUGCUGAUGAUGGGAAGACGUAUGAGACCAUCAACCCCACCGACGGAUCUGGUUCUACAAUCCCAAUUAACCAAGCCCGCCCCAAUCGCAACCUGACCUUCACCAAGAAGGAGCCACUUGGCGUCUGCGCCAUCAUCAUCCCCUGGAAUUACCCGCUGAUGAUGCUGGCCUGGAAGAGCGCAGCCUGUUUGGCGGCAGGCAACACCUUGGUGCUCAAGCCCGCACAGGUGACACCCUUAACGGCCUUGAAGUUUGCCGAGCUCUCUGUUCGAGCGGGCUUCCCCAGAGGGGUCAUCAACAUAAUCCCGGGCUCAGGAGGUGUUGCUGGGCAACGCCUUUCUGAACACCCAGAUGUGCGCAAGCUCGGCUUCACUGGGUCCACGCUGAUUGGCAAACAGAUCAUGAAGAGCUGUGCUGUGAGCAACUUGAAGAAGGUUUCCCUGGAGCUUGGUGGCAAAUCCCCACUCAUCAUUUUCAAUGACUGCGAACUUGACAAGGCAGUGAGAAUGGGUAUGGGAGCAGUAUUUUUCAACAAAGGGGAGAACUGUAUUGCAGCUGGGCGGUUAUUUGUGGAAGAAUCCAUCCAUGAUGAAUUUGUGACAAGAGUGGUAGAAGAAAUUAAAAAGAUGAAAAUUGGUGAUCCACUUGACAGAUCUACCGAUCAUGGGCCCCAGAAUCAUAAGGCCCAUCUGGAGAAGCUUCUGCAGUACUGUGAGACUGGUGUGAAAGAGGGGGCCACCUUGGUGUACGGGGGAAGACAAGUCCAACGGCCAGGCUUUUUUAUGGAACCAACUGUGUUCACAGGUGUGGAGGACCACAUGUACCUUGCCAGAGAGGAAUCCUUUGGGCCUAUCAUGGUCAUUUCUAAGUUCCACAAUGGGGACAUCGAUGGAGUGUUGCAGCGAGCGAACCACACAGAAUACGGCUUGGCCUCGGGCGUUUUCACCAGAGACAUAAAUAAAGCAAUGUACGUGAGCGACAAGCUGGACGCGGGGACCGUCUUCAUUAACACGUACAACAAGACCGACGUGGCAGCCCCCUUUGGUGGCGUCAAACAAUCUGGCUUCGGGAAAGACUUAGGCGAGGAAGCACUGAACGAAUACCUCAAAACCAAGACGGUGACGCUGGAAUAUUAGAACAAGGCCGCCGUCAGGAACCCCUUGGCAGACAGCCCCAGCCCUGCGUUCUUGGCAACACCCAAGCAGCCUGGGCGUGCUGCAGAGGCAGGGCACCCGGAGCCAAAACACACCAGGUGCCAUCAAGAGACUCGUGGGCCAGAAUGUCUUCUACUAAGACUUUUUAUACCUUAACACGAUUGGCAGUUGUUGGAAUUUGAUUACAUUAUGGAUUAUACACAUUUCUAAAAUACUAAGCUGCUUCCCCCACUACCCCACCCGAUUAAUCUAACAACGAUUAAUCUAACAAUGGUUGUUUAUUCUAAACCAUGAAAUCAUGAAGCUUCCCGACA